This is a messenger RNA of Aspergillus puulaauensis, 1935 nucleotides long. Its product is annotated as putative APSES transcription factor Xbp1. Gene Ontology annotation, cellular component: SBF transcription complex; MBF transcription complex. The record is from RefSeq and is a predicted model, not a curated record. Gene Ontology annotation, molecular function: transcription regulator activity; DNA binding. Lineage: Eukaryota; Fungi; Ascomycota; Eurotiomycetes; Eurotiales; Aspergillaceae. Bases 1 to 1935 code for a protein of 644 amino acids. The transcript is spliced from 3 exons.
AUGGUGUCCAUCGAAUCUCUCCUCAAUCCUCUUCCCACUCCUUCGCCGACAAGCUCCGCGAGUACCAUCAUGCUGUGCUCUCCUCGCCAGAAGAAACAGAAGAUGGCCAAAGACGCCCCUAUCUUUCAGCGCGGAAAGCCCAAAGGCGAAGUACGCUAUCCUCCUUGCGAAAUGCGAAACGGCGAAAUUGCCAGUCUGCAUCGUGACUUUCACAUCCAUCCUUUCGGCAACAUCGCCGACUACCCACGCCACAUUCCGUAUAACAGUGACAAGAAAUCAUUCCAGGAAAGGACAGGGCGCGAAAGCUUUGAGGUUUUUCAGUACACAUUUCAAAUUCCCGGGGAAGAGAAGCAGUGGACGGUGAUGUGGGAUUACAACAUUGGUCUCGUCCGAAUAACCCACCUCUUCAAAUGCAACGACUACUCAAAGACAACGCCAGCGAAGAUGCUGAACCAGAACCCCGGACUUCGCGAUAUCUGCCACAGCAUAACGGGCGGCGCCCUCGCGGCACAAGGAUAUUGGAUGCCAUACGAAGCCGCCAAAGCCGUUGCAGCAACCUUUUGCUGGAAAAUCCGCUACGCACUCACCCCCAUCUUCGGGGCCGAUUUUCCGAACACAUGCAUCCCACCCAGUGACAGCAAUCGGUUCGGCCGAAUGAUCAUUGAGCCCGCGAUAGUCCAGAUCGCAACGAGGAAUGCUGACGAAUACCGCUUGCUUGAACUUCGUUCAUCGCCGCCAGACUCGUUCGAAACAGACUACCCCUACCGUCCGAGCUCCGCUCCCGGCAUCGAUAGAGGCCGGACUAGCGUAGCCCUGGGCCGACACAUCCUUCCCAAGUCCCACCACCACCAACGCCGCCAUCGCAGCAACACCUCCUCGACGUCUACAGAUACAUCCCUAGUCGGGUACGGCUCGUCUCCUGAAAGAGAAUAUCACAGCAGCGCCGAGCGGUAUUAUGCGUCUCCCGUUAGUCCGCCCCGAAGCUCAUUUACACCCGUCAACACGCCUCGCAGCAAAGACAUCUAUCCUAACGACUCGGCCAACCUCCUCCCAUCCUCUCACAGACUUAUAGCAUCGCUUACGAGCCCUAAGGAGAGAGAACGAGAGCGGGCAAAAGCAAGAGUGAUUCCUAACUCUGUCCCAUCCAGUCAGCCUACACUCACUACCAGAGGCAUCGCCAUUCGCACAGUCGCAGUCGCGGAUGGCAGCGACGCCGACGCCGACGCAGAAACCGACCUUGACUAUUAUUUUGGUCCCGAUCCCGACACCACGUCGUCCGAUGAAUCUACAUCUCCAACCCUCUCGUCGGGCUCGGAGGGUAGCGACAGCGUUAGAUCAAUCGGUCUUGCGGCCCUUUACGCCGACGAUGAAGUCCACCAAGACACAGACACAGAGCUAGCUGAGUACCGCCCAUCAAAGAGAAUCGCAAUAGCGGGUCACAGACGAGAGAGGAUAGUACCUCCUAAUCCCAAAUCUCAUCCUUAUACGAAGCACGAGGUCUCCCGCGAGCCCGAGCCUGCACGUGGACAAGACUCUGACAGGGGUUUCAUCACCGAGCGUCGACCGUCCGAAAUAAUGGUAGCCCAAGCUUUGAUGGGAAUGCGUCGGGGAUCAGCGAGGAGGCCCGUUAGUUCUCCAAGCGAUGUCCAUCACGAUGUCCAUGGUGUUGAUGAUGGGCUAGAGUAUACUCAUGGUUGCCCUUGCUGUUGCCCUUGUCAUGAGCACGGCCAUGGCGAUGGUCACCAUCUCGCUACUUCCAUCACUUCCGGAAACCCACCCAGUCAGUCGGGGCAGAAGAGACGACGUGCACCAUCCGCGCCUCCUAACAUCCGAACCCACCGCAGCCCUCGCGAUCCCGCCAUACUUGACCAGGGUUAUCGCUCACACAAGGCCUGCCGGUCGAUCAAGGCCCAAGUGCGUAGUUCCACUGUCUAG